UCAGACCAGGAUAGUAGCCCGAUAAAAUAAAAAUACGGCGUCCCCCUUGCGCUAGCGUCCCCGUCUCGCCUCGCUCCAACUCACCGCGCCGCGCCCGUGAUCCGCCCCGCCGCCCUCGAUCUCCACAGGGAGGGAGCGCGCGCGGAGGAGGCGGAGGGAGAUGGCGACGGAGGACGGGGCGAGGUCGCCCACCAGGAUGCUGGCGGAGGGACAUCUGCGGGUCGCCACGGGAGGGGGCGCGCCGGCUGACGGCGGGAUCGCCGUCCGCCACCUCCCACACCACCACCACACCGCUAAGAAAGCAUUCCCAUCAGGAGAAGCAAUGUCGACAGUGAUCACAAAGUUCGCUGUUAUGUCUAUGCUGAUGUGGAUGGUCCCGGUGGCGAUCGUGUAUGGGUUUAACCACCAGAUCUUUCCAGGUGUUGGCCAGCUUUCGCCCUCAGCGCAAACCUUGGCCAGUGGAUUCCUUGCUGUCAUCUCGGUCAACCUGGUGAUCGGCUUUUACAUAUACAUGGCGAUGAAGGAGACUCCCCAUCAAGAGCCGCAGCCUGACCCUACCUUUCUUGCAAACGCUAAAGCGAGCAUCAACCAGCCUACAUCUUCUCAAGUGAGUGACGAUUCUCAUGGGAAGGGGAAGGUGGAGUAGGUAGUAGGGCAACUUCACUUGGUUUUUUGUCCCCUUGAUGCACAUGCUAUCAAGAAUCAGUUGUGUUAUGUGCUUAUGUACUAUUAAGCGCGUGCUUUUAGUUUGGUGGAUGUAGUUGCUGAAUCUUAUGAGAACUAGAGGUAUAUUAUGAUGAAUCUUGUGUACCAGUUAUUACUGUGUUCAACUUGUUAAUUUUGUUAAGAUGUUGAGAAAGGCCACUCUUGUG
Molecule: messenger RNA, 872 nt
Organism: Lolium perenne
Lineage: Eukaryota; Viridiplantae; Streptophyta; Magnoliopsida; Poales; Poaceae
Biological process (GO): vacuolar proton-transporting V-type ATPase complex assembly
Cellular component (GO): endoplasmic reticulum membrane
Source: RefSeq, a predicted model, not a curated record